ACAAAAGUUCAUUUUAAGAACUGGGUGUAAUACCUGGUAACACUUUGUAAUUGAUACCACAGCCUGUAGUUUAUCUAGUCUGACCCAAUCUAAUAAGUAAUUGACGCUCCGUGAGCCUUGAAAGCACCGCGCCUGCAGUUCAAUGACACCUCUACUCGACUGGUCAAAUCGAUUUUACCGACCGUAGUCUUUUCGGUUCUAGCUGUGAUCAGAUGAAGCAAAAUCUUUACCCGUAAGUGAUUCAACAAGCCGAAGAAUACGCAGAUUUGACGCGGAUAAAGCGAGUAUGAAGCUCAUUUGCCAUGUCUAAGACAGCGGUGAAGAAGCAGCACUGGCGCUCCAAGGUGCAGGACAGCUUUGUCCCCUUGCUGGGCUCAUCAGGGGAGCUGGGAAUUGCCAUAGGUGGAGGAGCAGAUUAUGGAGAGUUUCCUUUUGUCACCUCAGCUCCGGGGGGUGGACUCAUAGUGGGUGAUAUCAUCCUGGAGAUUGGGGGAACACCUGUGCUAGGGAUGACGUUAGGAGAUGUCCGUGGCGUCCUCAACUCCUGCCCCCAUCCUGUUCGCAUCAAAACUGUGUCUCCAGGCUCCACAUUGUGUAAGGAUCUCAGGUUGUAUCUGAGUAAGUGCUUCACACCCGGCUCAGUGGACAGUCAACUUCAGCAAGUCAUCCGAGAGAACCUCUACCUCCGUGCUGUACCUUGUACAACCAGACAGCCCAGAGACGGGGAAAUCUCAGGGGUCGACUACAACUUUGUCUCUGUUGAGGAGUUUUUCUCUUUGGAAGAGUCUGGAGCGCUGCUUGAGAGUGGCAAGUUUAAAGGAAAUUACUACGGCACACCACGGCCUGUUCACAUCAGUGCAGAGAGCCCCCCCAUCACGUACCAGGAACACCGCAACCUGCUCAGAAACUUCCGCACACGCAGCAAAUCACUCAGCAACCUGGAGAAGACUGCAGAGGACACUGAGAACAGUGAGGAAGACUCCGGCCUGUCAGGAGGGUCUGCAGGUGUUAGCGGCAGUGUUCCUUUUGGCCGCAGAUCUCCGGGUCGACCCCGGGCGUCCAGUGGAGGGGAUGGUCGUGUCAUACAGAACGGUGUCAUCGGCGGCAGAAGAGGUGCAAGAGGUGUGAUGCCUGAUCACUGGGAGCAGGCCUUCAGUGACCCAGGAGAGUCCAACUACAUUGAUCGCAGCCCGAAGAGGAGCAGCUGGCAGAGUCCUCGUGCUUCAAGCAGGGAGACUGUCUACAAAAAUGAAUGGUUCACUGACCAGCCUGCAGAGCUCAGAGGUUUCCCGGUUCACACACACUUGAUAAAAGGCAGCAGAGGGUUUGGCUUCAAUAUCGUGGGGGGCAGCAGGCCGAGAGAGUUCCUCCAGGUGUACAGUGUGACUUCAGGUGGCCCCUCAGCGCUCAAGACAGCGGACAUCCUGGUAUACAUCAAUGAUGUUUGUGUGUUGGGCGUGUCCCACAAAGAAGUGGUGGAGAUGCUUAAGUCAGUGCCUGUGGGUCACAGUGUGGACGUAGAGAUUAGAAGAGGGUAUCCUAUGCUCUACAACCCCGAUGGCUGUCCCAAACAACCGCCACCGAGACUGAUGGACAACGGGGAGCCAAUCAUACCACCCACCACUGUCCAGCCUCAGCCGCUUCACCAACUACCUCGCCUCCCGACACCCACUCCCCAGUCCCAGCACUUUACCUUUAACGGUGCCCGCAGUGAAGGCAGUUACAUGGAACCAGGAGUGACACUAGAUGCUAAUGGAAACACAGCGUAUUUUGCCACCAGACCGCCUUCAUACAGACGCUCCAGUUUGAGCAAUGCGGCCUCUUCCUCGCCUGCACGACCCCCUCGCUCUCUGAGAAGCUUAGCCAGACUGCAGUCGUUCGACCCGACACUGGCCAGUCAGAGUGACAGUGAAGUUGUUUCUGCCAUUGGUUCACACAGGGCAUCAAUGAUUCGUAAUCACAACAAUAACUCCCUCUCAGCUCCGCCUCAUCCUCUACGGUACGGCACAUCCAAGUCAUCUGAGAGUGACCUGUCCACCUGCACGCUGCCCGGGUCCCGCCUGCCGCUGCCUCAGUCACCGAGGAGACCAUCAUCAUCCCCUGGAGGCCCUCGAAGUGCUCACUAUCACCUCUUCAGACCGCACACCUCCCACCUUCGACCUCCUCCUACCCCCGACAGCCCCCACCACCGCAGCUUCAACGGUUUCCAUGGAAACACCAGCCCCAAUGCAAGUCCCAGCAGCGUGUCCUCUGCCGGGGCUAUGAGUGUGGGCAGCGGACUUGGAGGUUACAGUGGUGGGGAGUUGGUGCCUGUGGCCUUGGCUCAGUGUGAAGGAGACAGAGGCCUGGGCUUCAGUGUGACGGCUGGUGGUCCAGGAGGCAGGAUGACUGUAGUGAAGAGAGUGUGGGACAGGAAGCAGUGCAACUCCCUACAGCCAGGGGAUGCUAUUGUGAAAAUCAAUGGAGCUGAUGUGCAGAGUCUCAGCUUUGCACAGGUACAAACAAUCCUCCAGGAACACACCAAACAGGGAGAAGUUAUCUUACUGGUUUACAGAGGAGGCAUCUAUCACUCAUCCUUCUCCCCCGGCUCUACUCGGAGGCUCCCUCCACCUCUCCUCCGUCCUCCUCCUCCACCUGUUGGCUCAGACACCCCCUCCAUGCUCCCAGAAGCACUGCCUGUGCCCCGGACUUCCUUCAGCACCCCUCCCUCCCCUGCUCCGUCACGCUCUUCUCUGAUCCAGAGCACCAGUUUCUUGGAGUCCAUUCCCGUGACCCUGACCAUGGAGCCCAAAGACUGGAUGAACACAGGCCUGGAGGAUGACGCAGCUGGUGUCACAUUGCCUGAUUCAGGUCUGGAUAGGCAGACCGGUGAAAGAACUCGGCCGUUUCGAGGGUUUGAUGUGGAACUGAAGAGAAAACCAGGAGAGGGCUUUGGAUUUGUCAUUGCAUCUCAGGAUGUGGAGAAUGGCAAAGCUGCUUCCCUUCUCCCUCACCGGUUUGUGACUGUCCGUCGAGGCAGCCCAGCAGCCAAGAGUGGUCAGAUUCGUGCCGGAGAUCGAUUGGAGGCAGUAGAAGGGCGCUCAGUGGUGACUCUGCCUCAUCGAGAACUCGCUCAGAUCCUACGCCGAGCAGGAAACACUCUCCGCCUCACGAUCGUACCCCGACCAAGCACAUACUCUUCAAGCCUUUCAGAGACUGCUGAAUUUGACUCCAGUCACAGAAGCAGGAAGGGUCAGAGGUCACGUCCGAAGCGUGAUUCCAGGUAUUACAGUGUGGACCUGGAUCGUGGGCCAUCAGGUUUUGGCUUCAGUUUGCGAGGGGGCAGUGAGUACAACAUGGGUCUGUACGUCCUGGGACUGAUGGAGGGGGGACCUGCCUCACGGAGCCAAAAAAUGCAGGUGAGUGAUCAGCUCGUGGAGAUUAAUGGUGACAGUACAGCAGGAAUGACCCACAGUCAGGCCGUCGAACAGAUCCGUAGAGGAGGACACCACAUCCACCUGGUCCUGAAGAGAGGGAACGGCUACGUGCCUGACUAUGGCCGUGAGCACAGAAUCAUCUCCCCCUCCCUCCUGCGUCACCCCAAGGAGCAGGGUUUGGCUGCAGUAGACUCCACCGGGCGGAGGGGGCGCAGCUCCGAACACAAGAGGAGAAGCAGGUCUUCGCAUGAACGAGAAAAGGGGCAAGGAAAGGAGAGGAGAAGGAGGAGAGGGGGCUCAGAAGGAGCACGACGCUCAGGUUUACAAAGCCCCGUCUCUGAGCCGGUGGAAGAGAGGGGAAGGCGGGGGGACAGGCGGAGGAGGCGGAAAAGAGAAUCUCGGAGUUUACCCAGAGAUGCCCUCAGGAAUUAUGACGAUAGUGACUCAGAGAGAGGGACAGAGAGAGUGAGGAAAAGGGAAAGAGGGAGGAGCAGAAGCAGACAGAGGAGAAGCAGGAGUGAGGAGAGGGUGAGGAGGGCAGAGAUUGAAGAGGAAGAGGAAAAGGAAGAGCCUGAACAGGAGGAAGGGCCUGAGCAGAGCGAAGAACAGGUGGCUGAAGUGGCUGAGGAGGACAUGGCAGAAAGGGUGGAGGUGCAGGAAGUAGAACAGGUAGAGGAGACAGAUGUUUUAGAGACAGAAGAGGCUGAAGAAGAUGCUGUCUUACCCAUUCCAAGUCCUGACCAAAGGCUGCCCAGACCCAAACAAGAGUGGAAGGGGCAGGAGGAGGAUGAAAACUGGGACAUGGCAGCAGAGUACAAAGAGCUGAAGAAAGUCAUGAGACCAGACAGUGAGGGUGCCAACGAGCAGGAGAAGUCAUUGGAGGAUGAUAGAGGUGAGAAUGGAGAAACAGAGUUAGAUUGGGAUCAGAAGGCAGAUGAGACGCACAGUGAGCUUGUGAGGAGGCCUUUACCAGGUGUUGCUGUAACAGAUCUAGUGUCACAGAGAAAACCCUUCAACUUCCUCACCUCCACACUGUCCAUAGAGCAGCUGGGGGUCGAUGAGUCAGAGUCUGAAGGCAGCCAAUCUGACGGCAGCGUGUCUGCUGCCAGUAUCUCAGGCCUUUCUCUGGCUGCCACAGCAGCAGCAGGCAGGCCAACAGCGGCGGUGCUGCCAGGACCUUGGCUCACACCCAGCCGGCAGAGGGUGGCUCAGGUGGUAGGGGAGAACAGGCACCCUGGGCUGCAGACAGGACGGAGAGGAGGAGGAAGUACCGUAUCUUGAUUUAACCAGGAAGUAGUGGAUUUACCGGCUGAUUGUUACUCAGUUAUCAGUCAUUUUGAGGGCCAGUUUCACACUGUUACAGCUCAACUUUUUUUCUGCAGCUACCCACACUUUGGACACUCACUUUUUUCCUCAGUCACUCUGAUAUCUACUGUAGUAUAAAGUCAUAUUUGUGCCUUUUUACAGCUGACCUCUGGCUGAUGUUAAAUGUCAAUAUUUCAAGUGAUGACAUCCACAAGCAGUAGGAAAGUAAAGCUUCAGUAGGCAGUUUUUAGGUGUUAUUGGGUGGGGAUUCCAUGACGACAUUUGAGGAUAUUUUAAUUCAAGUGUCUGAACUGGAAGUAGAUUCUGCACCUCCUCUUAGUUCUGUUUUAGUCUUUAGAAAUCUCCCCCAUGAUAGAGGUUUUUGGCCAAUCUAUUUAGAAAGUAGAGUUGAUCGGCAGCUGUAACGAUGAGAAGUAACGUGGCAGCUCCCCUACCUGCCAUAUUUUGGCUUCACUUAUUUUCACAUGAAACAGCAUUACACUGUCUUUACUUUUAUUCUGAAGAUAGAAAAUAAAUCUGCCAGUUUUUUUGUGAUUCCUGCCUACUGUAGCUUUCAGUCAGUUAUUCAGAAGGACACUGUUCUUUUUUGAGGCCCUGUUGCCCUCUUUAUGUUGCACUCCUCUCUAUAGUUUAUAGCAUCUAUCCACAGCUGCCGUGACAGAUGUUUCCAGAACAAGGUUUUUAUGACACCUUGGUUUAACCUACUUCCUACCCCCUAGUCAUCUACUACUCUAUCAUCCCUGAAGUACCCCCUACUGUACAAAGACUGCAUAGACAUUCACUUAUACCUCAUGGAGUUACUGAGCAAUAAUGAUGCAACUGUCCAAGACUAUCAGCCAUCCAUAUCCACUGUACCACCUUGACCUGGUUUGAGAGUAAACAGCGUAAAAUGUUUGUAAAAUUGUCUCUUUGUGUUGUUAUACAUGUGGAUACUUGCCUUGACUUGUAAUGUUGUUCCAUAUAUCUGAAUAUCUGAUUGUGAUAAAGUUUAUUGCAGAUCCCUUUUGACAGCAGGUGUGAAAUCUAUAUUCUGUAAAUAUAUGUAGAGAAAUAAAUGACAGAACUUAUUGUAAAUACUAUAGAAACUGGAGCCAAGCCCUUAUUUGUAUUACUGUAAUGUAAUACAUUAUGAUUACAAGUAUAUAUACAUAUGCACUAUAUCUCUAUAUAACAUAAAACAGCUACCCAUCUAUAUUAUUUAAUACUGUGUCAUGAAAAACAACUAAAAUUGGUAUAUAGCUUUUGUGAAGGUUGAAGACUCACUAUAUUGUACCUGGCCUAUUCAUACAUGAAUGUUUUGUAAUAUGCUGCUUGAGUGUGGAUUAGGAUGCUCUGUGUCGUACCCUUCUUCAAAAGUCAGCAAAAGAUGCCAAAAGUGUGCAUCUAGAGUGCAUAUUUUUUAAGUACUGUUAUUUAUUGUGUAUCUGGGGUCAGAAAAAAUCCACUAUCUUGAUUCUAGAGAGUGCUGUGCCCAUUGCGCCACGUACAGUUGCCUUGGUAACAUAAACCAUUUUAUCUUAACCACUGUUUUUUCUUACUGUGAAAACCCUUACUCUGAGGUUCGUCGUAUGAGAAGCAGGCGGGCCGUUUAGUAAUUUCAGUCAUGCCAAAACAGGCCCUUACUGUAAAUCCAUAAAAAUAAUAAUAAGCCUCUGCAAAGUCUGAGCUCAGUGCUGCAUCUGAGAUGGCAAAAAUAGCACAUCAUUUUUAUUUUGCUCUCUUUUUAACAAUUCUGUUAUGGAAAAAAAACAAGCUGAAAGGAUACUGUGAGAUGUUAUUUUUCUAUGAAAUUAUCUUUUUUGAAAUACUCAGGUUUUCAGAUACUUUGCUGUAGAGAUAAGCCAUUAGGAAGAAAAGCUACAGAGUGACUUCACAACACCUUUCAUAAUGCAGAGUGUAUUCAUAUAAUGUUGAGGUAAUGUUAUGUUGAUUCUUUAUGACACCAUCAGGAGACGCAGACUGUUAUAGCUCUUAUAAGUUAUCAUCCCAUUAUUAUCUAAAGGUUGACACUCUAAGUGAAGUCAGUCCUUUGUUCGUACCCAUGUUGAAGAACUGAAAUUAAAUGUGCCCUGCCUAUUUGCAUCGCUGUGCUGCCCAGAAUGGCACAUGGUAGUACAGUGACCAAUCCAUAUUCCCCAACCAAUGACUAUACAGUGUAGCUUGGUAGCCUAUAUGUAAGACUUAUUUUAUAAUGUUUGCUAAUGUUCUUUUUUUAGACUUUCAUUUGGGAGAAUAUAUGGCGGAACUGUAAACAAAUUCUAAUAAAACUGCAAAUAAAGUGCUGAAACAAUUUC
Sphaeramia orbicularis (orbiculate cardinalfish) is the source of this 7036-nucleotide messenger RNA. RefSeq names its product MAGI family member, X-linked b (gene magixb). The coding region runs from base 303 to 4697 and encodes 1464 amino acids. The record is from RefSeq and is a predicted model, not a curated record. The transcript is spliced from 17 exons. Gene Ontology annotation, cellular component: cell-cell junction; cytoplasm. Gene Ontology annotation, biological process: signal transduction. Lineage: Eukaryota; Metazoa; Chordata; Actinopteri; Kurtiformes; Apogonidae. Gene Ontology annotation, molecular function: protein binding.